AUGCGUCUCUCCUCUGUUCUCAUCUUCGCUACCACCCUAGCUUUGGGUUCUGCGGGAAAGAUUAACAUGUCCUGUGACUUCGCGAAAGACAAAACUGGCAUGCUUCAAGAGCCCUACUGCUGUCGUGAUAUGACGUCCGCAAGAGGAAACCCCAAAGCCAACGAGGCUGAAGACUGCGUGAAACUCGAACAACCUCAGCUGUGCGAAGAUAAAUCUAGACCCGCAUGCUGCUACACUAUUGGCCCGAAGAAGAUCUGUACCUCGCACGCUGUUUUCCAAAAUGCGGAUGAUGUUUGA
Penicillium angulare is the source of this 297-nucleotide messenger RNA. RefSeq lists its product as uncharacterized. The record is from RefSeq and is a predicted model, not a curated record. NCBI's taxonomy places the organism in Eukaryota, Fungi, Ascomycota, Eurotiomycetes, Eurotiales, Aspergillaceae. The transcript has 3 exons. Bases 1 to 297 code for a protein of 98 amino acids.